Molecule: messenger RNA, 2053 nt
Organism: Cuscuta europaea
Lineage: Eukaryota; Viridiplantae; Streptophyta; Magnoliopsida; Solanales; Convolvulaceae
Source: the annotation of a GenBank genome assembly
UUAUUUUCUUUUCCUCCAAAAAAAGAAGUAAAAGCAAUGCCAAGACUCCCCAAAACCCUAGUUUAUGCUUUUGCUGCUACGUUUCAGUUGUCUUGGGAGUCGGCAAGAAUUGAGUAAACACCACAAUGGCUUGGGAACCCAUUCGCUGGCUUAUCUUCUUCGCCAUGAAUAUUUCCCUUCUAUGCAUCAAUCUAUAUCAAAUGGUAUGUUUAUCGGAUUUAGAGGCGGACUACAUGAACCCGUAUGAAUCCUUGUCUCGCAUAAAUAAUGUGGUUCUUAAAGAGUUCUUAUUGCAGGGCGCAUUUUGCUUUUUGUUGCUUGUCACUGGCCAUUGGUUAUUAUUCCUGCUUUCACUUCUCCCAACUUACUUCAAUGCGAAAAAGUUCAUGGCAAGCCAACACCUCAUUGAUGUGACUGAAGUGUUUAGGGUGAUCGACUCGGAGAAGAAAAUUCGGAUUGCCAAGCUGGCCUUCUAUCUAGUUUUUUUCAUUAUAGUCCUCAUCAGGCUGGUAAUAUCUGCGACCAGAUAUCUAAUUGACGAUGUUAGUGAAGAUUUUCAUUUUGGUGUAGCUAGCAGUACCCUUUUCAGAUGAAACCCAUUUUCUCAAGGUUUUCCACUUUGGAGCUGAAGCGUGGAAAUUGAGCUCAUUUGUGAGUGUUAUGAGGUUAACCCGUUAACCCUUGGAUUUGAGAUAGUUUUAAAAUGACCCUCUCAUAUGGACGUUUCUUAUAAGUGAAAAUUAAUUGUAAACACCCCAAUCUAAGAGAAUGUGUGAACUGUCAACCCAAGACCUCAAACUUCUACAUAUAAAAUUAAUUACCUGAGCAAUUCAGCAUCAUGAAUGUAGGUUUUAGGAUGCUCACUGCACAAUUUGAAUGAUUCUGAGAUUAUGGGGUGAGCAUUUAAUUUAUUAUUCAAAACAUACAUUUGGGAGAUAACUCAGAUAAGUAGUCUAUGUUGACGGCGUUAAGAUCGCAUUUAAUAUAAUGUUCUGGACACUCAUCUGACACAUUGAAGUUUGGGGUGCUUGGUUCACAUAUCCUCAUAGUUUGGGGUAUUUGAAUAAUUUCCCUUCAACCCCGAGAAAUACUAAAACACGUCCAGUUGUUUAACUCUAGUGUCUUGAAUUCCAAUGAUGAGCCUACCUCAAGGCUCAUAAUUUUUGUUGUCGAUGAAGGAGUGUUUUGGUCUACCUCAAGGCUUUUUAAGAAACAUCCAUAGCAUAGCUGGAGAUGGGUGUUUCUGAAGACUAAUCCAAACUUAAGGGUUAACUUAGUAAGAAUCAAAUGGACUAGUUUGCAUUGAGGCUGUUUUUAGAAGAGUUAUUUAUAAAAUAGUAAGCUUAGAGGUUGCCUCAAUUUUGUUUGUUUGUUUGCUUACAUUCAAAAGCUAGUUUCUGAGCCAACUUUGCACACUCAUGUUUCCAAAUUCUCAGCUUGGAACAUAGCUCCUCUUGUUCAAUUGGUGUUUGACAGAAACGUAGCCCAGUUUCUAGCCCAUCUUGUUCUCUCUGUGUUGGUAAUGCAUGAAAGAUUAUCAUUUGAACAAAGUUUUAGUUAGUACUUUGGGAUAAAAAGUGAAUCAUUAAAACAUUAUAAUCUCUCACUUGAAUUUGCAUUAUGAAAUAUGAAGUUAUUAUACUAGUAUAUGUUAGAUAUAUAAAAUUUGGUGUUGUUGAACAAUAGAGAAGAAGGCUACUGGGUUACUGAACUACUGGUUUUAUACUUGCACAUGUGUUACCAGAACCAGAUUGGGUCGACCUGGAACCUGGCCCUGGAACCGGUCCGGUUGAUUGGAGACCCGCAAACAUGAGUAAAAAUGGAAAUAACCAACAGACCGCAGAAAUCAGGGAUGGACCUGGACCUGGACCGCCGAAAACCCGGAAAUUAGACUACUUGUCUGUUUGUGCUAGAGUCACUCUUUUUAUAAAUGUAUUAUAUACUUCCAUAACAUUUUUUUGUUGUGGGUUAGUAAUCAUUAUAUUAACCAUUUUUAUUGCCAUUGCUAUCAUCAUACGUAUUAUUAAUAAACGAAUACAUAUUUGUGAAAUAU